AGAAUCAGGGCAAAAGGGUCAUGCUCGACAUGGCACAGGGUCUCAGGGGACAGAACAUAACCUGUGACAAACUACAACUUGUGCCAGGAGCUUCUAAAGAGAAAGCUCACAAUGGUCGGAACUGUCCGAAAGAACAGGGCUGAACUCCAUGCUGAGCUGCUGGUAAUCAAGGACAGGGCCCCUCAAUCUUCCAUGUUUGCCUUCACAGACACCACAGCCCUAGUGUCUUACUGCCCCAAAAAGUCAAAAAAUGUUGAGCUCAUGAGCACUCUGCACAAAAAUGCUGAAAUCAGCACAAGAGAGGACCAGAAACCAAGCAUGAUCCUUGAUUACAAUGCCACCAAAGGGGGGGUAGACAACUUAGACAAAGUAACAGGGUCCUACAGUACCAAACAGAUGACUGCGCGCUGGCCAUUGGUCAUCUUUUAUAACAUGAUCGAUGUAUCAGCCUACUAUGUAUUUAUCAUCGGGACGGAGAUAUUUCCUGACUGGAAUGUGUCAAAGCUGUACAAGAGGCGCAUCUUUCUCGAGGAGUUGGGGAAGGAGCUUGUGACACCGCACAUCCAACGUAGGCAGCACCUGCCAAGGACCCCAGCCGCUGCAGCCACGGUGAGGGAGAUCCAGGAGAGGACUGCAUCAAGUACACCAAUGCGUGAGGUUGCUGCUGAGGGGAAAAGAAAGAGGAAGAGGAGCGAGGUCUGCAGGCCAUCUGACGAUGUCAAGACAAGCAUGACCUGCGCGAAAUGUGCAAAAUUCAUUUGCACGAAGCACAGUGUUAUAACAUGUCACUCGUGUGUUGUGUAGAUGUACAGACAAACAGACAGACACACACACACAUACACCUUGUUCAUAUUGCAAUUGCUUGUUUGUUGUAUUGCAAUUUUUUUCAUUUCUGGUUCACAAACAGUGCAUGUAUGUAAAACAAAAUUUAAAUGUUAAGUUUCAAUGUUGUGUAAAACUAUUGUGUUUUAUAUGUUGGUCUUUCAAAAGAAAUAAAGUGGUGAAACAUUAAAAAAAGUUUGAA
This is a messenger RNA of Fundulus heteroclitus (mummichog), 1024 nucleotides long. RefSeq lists its product as uncharacterized. Bases 112 to 804 code for a protein of 230 amino acids. The record is from RefSeq and is a predicted model, not a curated record. NCBI's taxonomy places the organism in Eukaryota, Metazoa, Chordata, Actinopteri, Cyprinodontiformes, Fundulidae. The transcript has 2 exons.